AGCUGCAAGAUGCAGAUACCAGGGCCUAUUGAUCAUAGCUGGCACCCGUUAUUGGGUGAAGAGGGGUUAGCAAUGGCAGUGGUAUUUGCCUUAGGGUAUGCAGGGAUUGCCUUUGAGGGGGUGCUUGGUUUCAACAAGAGUGCUUUAGUAUUGCUGAUGACAGUGGUCCUUUGGACGAUCCGAAGCAUCACGGUACCUGGUAUUAUAGCAGUGGAUGAGCUCAACGAGCAAACAUCAUCUGCAAGCGAAAUCAUCUUGUUUCUGCUUGGAGCUAUGACUAUUGUCGAGGUUGUAGAUGCGCACCGAUGCUUCAACAUUGUUCAAGCUGUAAUCUCAACAAAGGAUAUGCGAGUUGUUCUAUGGAUGACAGGGCUCUUUGCGUUUUGCCUGAGUGCAGUCUUAGACGAUUUGACGACGACUAUCACUUUAAUAUCUUUGCUGAGGAAACUCGUCCCCAACCCCGAGCAAAGGAAGUACUGCGGAGCAGCUGUGGUUUUAGCAGCGAAUGCAGGCGGCGCAUGGACCCCGAUUGGUGAUGUGACAACAAGUAUGUUAUGGAUCAACGGUCAGAUCUCCGCCAUGAAGAUCAUGCAGGUGUGUUCAUAUGUGAAGGAAGAGGCUUAUGUGUGUGUACAAUGAUCGGGGAUUGCUGGUGUGCGUGUAUUUUAGUUUCAAAAAGGCGUCUGCUGGAUGGAAUUCCACAGGUCGUAUCACCCUUUUCCAUAGAGUCUCCCACGCAAAACGAUUGCAGCGAAGAAUUGACUUUCAACGUAACACUUCGUUGACGGGUAAGGUAGAAAGAAUCGAAUAUGAUCCAAAUCGUUCCUCUUGGAUUUCUAAUACCUACAGCGGCUCCAGCUAAUGCGAUUGUUGCACAGCCUGCUCCAAUUAAUUUUGCACCUUCUAACAUAGCGAUCUUCUUUUUGUUUGUAUCAAAACAAAGACCAUUUAUCGUU
This is a messenger RNA of Chara braunii, 956 nucleotides long. NCBI's taxonomy places the organism in Eukaryota, Viridiplantae, Streptophyta, Charophyceae, Charales, Characeae. The record is from the annotation of a GenBank genome assembly.